Messenger RNA from Scaptodrosophila lebanonensis, 4409 nucleotides. It is a transcript of the gene timeout, whose product is annotated as protein timeless homolog. Gene Ontology annotation, molecular function: DNA binding. The record is from RefSeq and is a predicted model, not a curated record. Gene Ontology annotation, biological process: replication fork arrest; DNA replication checkpoint signaling; DNA repair. The transcript is spliced from 18 exons. NCBI's taxonomy places the organism in Eukaryota, Metazoa, Arthropoda, Insecta, Diptera, Drosophilidae. The coding region runs from base 66 to 4409 and encodes 1447 amino acids. Gene Ontology annotation, cellular component: replication fork protection complex.
UGUGUUUAUUUGUGUACUUUGUGCAAAAUCGAAUUGUGUUUAUUUGUGUAUUUUAGUUGACUAACAUGUCGGUUUUGUUGGCGGACAUUGAUGCCACUUGUGCCGCGUUAGGUUACAGCGAUGGCCAGCGGUAUCAGGCGGAGCCCGAUGCCGCCGAAGGUUUAAAGCAUUUGAUUUGGAUUUUGCGUCGGGAUCUGGACAAUCAUGAGUAUCGUCGCCACUUGGGCCGCGCCAAGGUGCUGCAAACGGAUCUCGUGUACAUGCUGCCCGAUUAUGUGGAGCAGGAAGAGUUCGCAGACCUGCUCAUCCGUCUGCUGGUCAUUCUGACCAAUCCUACGUUGCUGCUCUAUCGCGACGGUCCACCCAAGGACAAUCAUGGACGGAAAGUGUAUCUGGAGCUUAUAGACAUACUGCAGGGCUACAAAGCCGCCUUUGCCAGGGACAAAAUCUGGAUUGCGUUGUUCAAUAAACUCAAGCAGGCCUUGGAAAUAGCUUUUGCCGUACGCAGCGAGGAGAACAAUUUGUUGAUUGAACGCAUUCUAGUGCUGGUUAGGAAUGUGCUGCAGGUGCCCGCCAAUCCCGAGGCCGAGUGCCGGGCGGACAACGAUGCCAGUCUUCAUGACCAGGUCAUAUGGGCACUGCAUCAGACCGGCAUGCUGGAUCUAGUGCUGUUCGUCAUCUCGUCCCCCGACGAGGAGCAGUUCCAUCUGCACGGCCUCGAGAUUCUGUGUCUGCUCUAUCGCGAACAGAGUGCCGAGUCCUUGGCCGAUGCAUCGCUGCAGCGCAGCCUGAGCGAGAAGCAGCGCGACCAGCAAGAACUGCUGGCCGCACGUCGUCGGGAGCGGGCACGCCGUUUGGCGCGACCUCCAACUGGACGGCAUUCACGGUUUGGCGGCACGUAUGUCAUACGUAAUAUGAAAUCGGUAUCGGAUCGUGAUGUCAUUUGCCAUCAGCCAUUAGAACGUGUUACGGCCAUUGAUUUCGAUCGUGAGAAGCAGCGGCAGAAGCGUCCCUUUCGCGAGAUACAGGAGGAGGCGCAGGUGGCGCGACGCAGCGCCUUUACCGUCAGACUCUGCCUGCGCGAAUAUUGCAUCGAGGUGCUGCGCUCAGCUUACAACACCCUCGUCCGCCAGGUGCGUCGUGUGCUGGAACGCAGUGCCGGCUCGUCGAGUCACGAUGACUCCUAUCUAUUGUGGGCCAUACGAUUUUUCAUGGAGUUCAAUCGUUUGAGUGGUCUUCAACUGCAGCUAGUCAGCGAGUCACUGAGCGUGCAAUGCUUCCACUGGGUGCUGACGCGCAUGCAACACGACAUGGACAUGAUUCUGAGCGACAAGAAGCAAGCGCGUCUCUGGGCCAAGCGCUUGCAUGUGGCACUGCUGACAUUCCGUGAAUUGCUGCAAAGCUUGCUGGCACUGCAGAAGCUAAAGGAUGACAACAACGCACGCGCACUUUUCGAUAUGUUAUUGAACAAUGUGUGCUAUGUGCUCGAGUACCGGGAGACAAUACUGCAUUUGUUAAUGAACUACAAUGAGUCGCACAGUACAAAGGCCUUUCUGCGUGAUGUGGUCGAAACGGCGAAUCUGUUCAUGAAAAUGAUGGAGCGCUUCUGCAAGGAUGCGGUUGUGGUGCAGGGCAAGCGUCGCGUCCUCAAGCGAAAGAACCAGCCGGCUAAAGCGAAGAAGGCUACUGCAAAGGCUGCGACGCAGCCCACAGAGGAAGAACUAUCUAACAAAUGGGCUGAGAUGGCUGCGGGCGUGAGCACCCUUCUGUGCAAUGAAUUGGAAAUGCCCGAGGGGGACGAACUACCCAUACCAUUCGAUGCAGCUGCAGAAAAGUCCAUUGAUGAUCAGCGGGAGGACUGCAUGAUCCGCAUAAAUAAAUUGUUGCGCAUCGAGAAACUAGAGCAGGCCAUUGCUCUAUUGCGCGCUGCCAGGGAAGUCUGGCCGGAGAAUGAUGUGUUCGGUGCAAUUUCCGCUGCGCCGGAAGAGGAGCUGUUGCUGUUGCGUGAGAUUUUCAUGCACAACAUUACGACAGUUGAUGAGGCUCCGGCUCAGAAUAACGAUAAUGAAGGUGACAAUGAAGGCGAUGAUGAUGACGAAGAUGACUCAGAGAAUGAGGAAUUUGGUGAGCAGGAUAAUGGACUGACCGAAACGACAUUCAAAUUCGAGGAUUUUGCUCGCAGGCUAUUGAAUCCAAAAAUAGUGCGCGCCUGCACAGUGGUGCUCACGGAUUGGGCGCAAAUACCCACAAAAUCGCUGAAAGCCGCCGUUACCAUAUUGCACCGCAUUGCCUAUGGCUGCUGCUGCCCGGGCAUGCUCUACCAGGCUAAGCUGUUUCGCAUCUUUCAACAAGUCUUUGCAGUUGAACGUGACGCUCAUCAGGAGGAGCUUCGGCGUCUGGGCAUCUAUGUGGUGCGCAAAUUUGUCGAAGUUGCACCAACUAAUCCGAAAAUCUAUGCCGAGUUAUUAUUUUACAAAGGCAUCAGGGAGGCGAACGAGCUGGAGACAGGCUAUUGUGAUGCCUACGAAGCCGGCACCAAGGGAAGCUGGACCGAGGAGCAGGAGACCGAGCUGCGAUUUCUGUUUGAGGAGAAUCAGCGCAAUCCUGAAACUGAUAAGGAUGUGAUUGAUUGGAUUUUGGACAAUUUAGUCGACAAGACACGCACACGACGCGGCGUCCUGAAAAAACUGAAGGAAAUGGGUUUGCUGUUCAAGGCACCCACCAAGCGUUCCACCAAAGCAGCGGCGGGUGGCAAGAAUCAGUGGCAGCCGGAGGAGGAUGAGGAGCUAAGCGGCUUAUACGAUCAGCAUCGCACGGAGGCGGAUUGCCUGGAGCGCAUUGUGCAUCAGUUUGGAAUUCGACGGAGCAAACAGCAGAUCAUCAAGCGCAUGAUACAGUUGCAUCUCAUAGCAGAUAAAUCGGAGAUAAUGCCCCCCAAAAGGAACAAACGCCAGUCAAAGAAGCAGAAGAGUCAGGAGGACGACGAUGGUAGCGAUGCCGAGUUCAUGGAGGAGCCUGUAUUUGGCGCUGUGCGUAAACCCACCAAACCCAGCAAGGGGCCAAAAAAGGCAAAGCCGCGUAAAAUAGUCCGCACACCUCUGGAUAUCGGUACAGUUCGUGCGCUUAUCUCUCAGGUAGAUGCGGAGCACUAUCAAGCCGCCCUUGACUGGCUGCAAGAGUGUCUGGAAGAGGCCAGCGAGGAUUGUGAAGAGGCCGCCGAAGAGGAUGAUGGCGUUCCGCUGCUGCCACUGCUGGAUGUGCAAAAGGACGCCAUGGAAUUGGGCGCUUUUCAGAAGGUGUUGGUGGCGCUGGGCAUACAGCCGCCCAUUGCCGGCAUGGAGAACUAUUGGCGCAUACCAACCUAUUUGAAUGCAGCCGAUUUGAAGCUGCGCGCCCAAAUCGUUGCUGGCGACGAGGUGGCACAGUUGGAGGCUAAUGAUGAAGAGAAUGAAAGCAGCGAGUCAGAAGCGAACGAUGAGGAAGUGGAGGAGGAGGAGGAGGAGGAGGAGGAGGAGGAUUACCUGGACAAGCGCAGAAAGCAGCGUUUAGAGGAGGUUGCAAAUAUAUCGGCACAGCAACAGCUAAAGCUAGACAGCCUCAUGUACAACGAAAGCGAUGCUGAAGGCGAACAGCGCUUUCCACCAAAGGCCGCCAAAAAAACUAAAGGAAAGAGGCAGCGCAAGCAACAAAAGAGUGACAACGAAGAGCAGGAGCUGGAAGAAGUCGCAGAAAUUUCGCGCAAAUUGUCGCGCAAAAAGCGACAGGCUGCUGUGUCCAGCGAGGAAGAAGAGGAUAAGGAUGUAGAGGGUGCUGACUUUGGCUUGAAGCAGCCAAGUAAACCCAACACGGAUGAUUUAUUUGAACAAUUGAAAGCUAAGCGCACCACUAAAAUCAAACUGGCCGAUAUGGUUUUAAAUGAGUCAACAAGGGCUGCGGCUCUCGAAAAGAAUGGCAACGGCGCUGAGGGUAACGAAGAGCAUGAGGACGCCGAUGCAUUCAAUUUUAACUCGGAGGACUAUCGUGCACGUUUGCUAGAGCUCGAGCAGGAUGAGCAGAAUGAGCAGCAAGCCGAGAUAGAGGGGGCUGAGCACAACAAAGAGAAUAGCAACGCGGCUGGCAAGUCGAGGCGAACACGUCGUGCUAAUGUAAUUGACUCGGAUAGCGACAAUGAUGAUGAUGAUGGCGCUGGUGAAGCUGGCACCGUGCCUGCAGACACGACAAACAAACGCCCACGCAGUGACAAUGAACAAGAUGUCGGGCAGAGUGACGAGCAGAAGGAUCCGGACGAGGACGAGGAUGUCAACUUUCUUGCGCGCAAAAAACCAACUGCGAAGCGCAGUGGCCAGGAACCCGCCAAACGUCGUCGUCUAGCCAUCAUCGACGAUGAUGAGGACGACAAUGAUUUUUAA